This is a messenger RNA of Trichosurus vulpecula (common brushtail), 2121 nucleotides long. It is a transcript of the gene DNAJB8, whose product is annotated as DnaJ heat shock protein family (Hsp40) member B8. The transcript is spliced from 2 exons. The coding region runs from base 278 to 1012 and encodes 244 amino acids. The record is from RefSeq and is a predicted model, not a curated record. Lineage: Eukaryota; Metazoa; Chordata; Mammalia; Diprotodontia; Phalangeridae. Gene Ontology annotation, cellular component: endoplasmic reticulum membrane; cytosol. Gene Ontology annotation, biological process: protein refolding; positive regulation of proteasomal ubiquitin-dependent protein catabolic process. Gene Ontology annotation, molecular function: ATPase activator activity; Hsp70 protein binding.
AGGGCCCUUAGCCACCAAGGAGUUGGUGGUGGCCUUCCCCUCCCCCAUCCCCCUCCACACUGAAGUCCCCUAUUCACAUCCUUCUUUAGCAGGUACUAUGAAAAGGUAAAUGCUCAGAAAGCUGAGGGGGGGGACAGUAGACACCGAGAGGAUAUCUGGGAUCGGGGCUACCAGCAGGUGUAACUGACUGUUUGGGCUACGUUCACUGCUGAUAUCAACCCCACACCCACAACCGAGUCCCAAGCCCCUCAAGCCUUGCCCCCUACCCACCUUUCGGAUGGUAAACUACUAUGAGGUGCUCGGCGUGCAGUCGAGCGCCUCUCAGGAGGACAUAAAGAAAGCAUAUCGUAAGCUUGCCCUGCGUUGGCACCCAGACAAGAACCCGGACAAUAAGGAGGAGGCAGAGAAAAAGUUCAAGCAGGUGUCUGAGGCCUACGAGGUUCUCUCUGACUCCAAGAAGCGGUCGAUGUACGACAGGUCAGGGUCAGAUGGCUGGCGGGCUGGCGGCGGCGGGGCAGGAGCCACUUACAACAGCCCCUUCAGCUCAGGCUACACCUUCCGCAAUCCCGAAGACAUCUUUAAGGAAUUUUUUGGUGGUAUGGAUCCAUUCUCUUUUGACUUCUGGGACAAUCCCUUCAGCAGUGACCGGGAUCGGGACAGCAGCAGAGGCCGGGGUUUGCGGGGAGCCUUUUCUGCUGGCUUCGGGGAAUUCCCUGCCUUCAUGGAGGCCUUCUCCUCCUUUGACUCCCUAGGCCACGGAGGCAGGGCCACCUUUUCCUCCGCGUCCUUUGGGGGCUCAGGUUCAGGUAGCUCUGGCUACAAGUCGGUGAUGUCAUCCACGGAGGUGAUCAAUGGACGCAAGAUCACCACCAAGCGAAUUGUGGAGAAUGGGCAGGAGCGAGUGGAGGUUGAGGAGGACGGGCAGCUGAAGUCAGUGACCAUCAAUGGGAAGGAACAGCUCAAGCGGGUGGACAACAAGAACAUUGUGGAGAAAGUGUUCUGCAACCCUUAAAGCACCAGACAUGUAAGAAUGAGGAGGAGGAGGAGGAGGAGGAGGAGGAGGAGGAGGAGGAGUAAAGUAAGAUAGGCUGUGAAGGACGCAGCCAGUCAAUUCUAAAGGUCGUUGGAGGAGGGAGAGUUCACUGUGGUCAGGAGUAAUCAGAGAGGAUCCCCAGAGGAGAUGGCUCUCAAGCUGGGACUUGAAGAGAGGGAAGGAGUCAGACAAGCGGAGAUUGGAGUAGCAAGAACAUUCUGGGCAUGUACAAUGGCAACUAAGGCACAGAGGCAGAAAUGACACCCAUAGUAGGGAGGGAGUGAGUAGUAGAUCAUCUGAUGGGAAUAGAAGGCUCCAUUUGGGGUGUAAUAGGAGUUAAAACAGGAAAGGCUGGUGGAGGCCAAUUCACUGAAAUCUUUGAAUGCCAGGCUAAGGAAUUUAGACUUUAUUUCAUAGACACUAAGUAUUUCAGAGCAAGGGGGUGUAACAUGAUGUGGCUGGGGUGACUGGAGGGAGUGUUAUGGAAUAGGGGAGACCAAUCUCAUGUGGUUCUUUUCAAGGAUCUGUAGGUCUCAACCAGGAAGAAAGAAAACUUUCUUAUACCUUAUUAUUCAGAGCAAUAUGGCACCAAUCUUGUUGGAGUUCAGGCUUUUGAGAGCCUGGAAAGGACCUACAUGUAUCCACAAUCUUCUCAUUUGGUGAAAUAAGAUAACUGAAUUCCACAGAGAAGAAUUGGCUUGCCCGAAGUCACACAGCCAAAUAUGAAGCCUAAAGCAAGUCUUCUGACUCUAAAUCUUAUAGUAUUUCUACUGUACCGUGCUUUCCCAAUGAAACCCCCUUGCUAAUUUAGGUGGGUAAAAGUGUCAGGGAAGCAACAAAGGGCUUUUCGAACCUUCAACAAUCCAGGCAAAAGUCUAAUUCCAGUAACAAGUGGAUGACUGAGUUUAGACUGACUGCCGGACAGUCUAGGGAGCAGGAGAAGGAUAGGGUUUCAUACAUUUAGAAUGGGAAAGAGAAACAUCUGAGAUCUGUCCAGAGAGAUGGACAUCUAAAGCUUCCAUUUAAAAAAUAAUUUUUUUCAAUUAAUAAGCAUUUAUUUUCUCUCUUUCCUACCUCCUUCACCAUUG